This is a messenger RNA of Neogale vison (American mink), 6489 nucleotides long. RefSeq names its product ADAM metallopeptidase domain 19 (gene ADAM19). Gene Ontology annotation, biological process: membrane protein ectodomain proteolysis. Gene Ontology annotation, molecular function: metalloendopeptidase activity. The record is from RefSeq and is a predicted model, not a curated record. The transcript has 23 exons. The coding region runs from base 230 to 2959 and encodes 909 amino acids. Lineage: Eukaryota; Metazoa; Chordata; Mammalia; Carnivora; Mustelidae.
GGGCUCCUUCCCGACGGUCCCUCCCGCCCCCAUCCUGGCGGGCGCGUCCCCUCCUCCACCCCGCGGCGGAGCCCUGCGGAGCUGAGGGCGGAGCGUCGCGGCUGAUGGCUGGGAGCCGGGCUGGGAGGUGCUGGGCGAGCAGUGGGCUCCAGACGCGCCGCCGCCUGGCCGGGGGGCUGGCAUGGCCGCGUGCUUGUGAACGCGGAGCGCGCGAGGGGCCGCUGCCACCAUGCCCCGGGGCGUGGGCGCCGUCCGGCUCUGCCUGCUGGCGCUCGCCCUGCAGGCGUGGACCAGAAGAGGGAAUGGGGAAGGCAGCCCCCAGCUACAGCAUGAACGAAUAAUACCUCAGUGGAAGACUGCAGGAAGCCCCACCAAAGAAAAGCAUCCACACAGAGCUGAGCUCAGGAUAAAGGCCGAGGGGCGAGAAUUCAUCUUGGACCUCGAGAAGAAUGAGUACCUUUUUGCUCCAGCCUACACGGAAACCCAUUACACUCCAAGUGGCAGCCCUCAGACCACCAGGCUGAAAUCUGAGGACCACUGCUUUUACCACGGGACAGUGAGGAAUGCCGAGCAGUCCAGCGUGACACUCAGCACGUGCCGGGGAAUGAGGGGACUGAUUGUGGUGAGCAGUAACCUCAGCUACAUCAUCGAGCCCCUGCCUGACAGCAAGGGCCACCACCUUAUUUACAGAUCUGAACAUCUCAAGCUACCCCUGGGGAACUGUGGGGCCGAACAUUCCAAGUCCACCCCGGGGGACUGGGUCCUUCAUUUCACCAACCAGACCAAGAAACGACCUCGCAGGAUGAAAAGGGAAGAUUUACACUCCAUGAAGUAUGUGGAGCUUUACCUCGUGGCUGAUUAUGCAGAGUUUCAGAAGAAUCGACGAGACCAGGACGCCACCAAACACAAGCUGAUGGAGAUCGCCAAUUACGUUGAUAAGUUUUACCGAUCCUUGAACAUCCGGAUUGCGCUCGUGGGCUUGGAAGUCUGGACGCAUGGGAAUAUGUGUGAAGUUUCGGAGAACCCCUACUCCACUCUCUGGUCAUUUCUCAGUUGGAGGCGCAAGCUGCUCACCCAGAAGAACCAUGACAACGCCCAGUUAAUCACGGGCAUGUCUUUCCACGGCACCACCAUUGGGCUGGCCCCCCUCAUGGCCAUGUGCUCCGUGUACCAGUCUGGAGGAGUCAACAUGGACCACUCCGAGAAUGCCAUCGGCGUGGCCGCCACCAUGGCCCACGAGAUGGGCCACAACUUUGGCAUGAGCCACGACUCCGCGGACUGCUGCUCGGCCAGUGCGGCUGACGGCGGGUGCAUCAUGGCGGCUGCCACCGGGCAUCCCUUUCCAAGAGUGUUCAAUGGCUGCAACAGGAAGGAGCUGGACAGGUAUCUGCAGUCAGGCGGUGGGAUGUGUCUCUCCAAUAUGCCAGACACCAGGACGCUGUAUGGAGGCCGGAGGUGUGGGAAUGGGUACCUGGAAGAUGGGGAAGAAUGUGACUGUGGGGAGGAAGAGGAAUGUAAAAACCCAUGCUGCAAUGCCUCGAAUUGCACCCUGAGGGAAGGGGCUGAGUGUGCCCACGGCGCCUGCUGUCACCGGUGUAAGCUGCUGGCGCCUGGGACCCUGUGCCGUGAGCAAGCACGGCAGUGCGACCUCCCAGAAUUCUGCACGGGCAAGUCUCCGCAUUGCCCCACCAACUUCUACCAGAUGGACGGCACCCCCUGUGAGGGCGGCCAGGCCUACUGCUACAAUGGCAUGUGCCUCACCUACCAGGAGCAGUGCCAGCAGCUGUGGGGGCCUGGAGCCCGGCCUGCUCCUGAUCUCUGCUUCGAGAAGGUGAAUGUGGCAGGGGACACCUUUGGAAACUGUGGAAAGGACAUGAAUGGGGAACACAGAAAGUGCAACAUGAGAGAUGCCAAGUGUGGGAAGAUCCAGUGUCAGAGUUCUGAGGCCCGGCCGCUGGAGUCUAACGCAGUGCCCAUCGAUACCACCAUCAUCUUGAACGGGAGGCAGAUCCGGUGCCGGGGCACCCAUGUCUACCGUGCUCCCGAGGAGGAGGGUGACAUGCUGGACCCAGGGCUGGUGAUGACUGGGACCAAGUGUGGCUACAACCAUAUUUGCUUUGAGGGGCAGUGCAGGAACACCUCCUUCUUUGAAACGGAAGGCUGCGGGAAGAAGUGUAAUGGCCACGGGGUCUGCAACAACAAUCAGAACUGCCACUGCUUCCCGGGCUGGGCCCCGCCCUUCUGCAACACGCCCGGCCAGGGGGGCAGCAUCGACAGCGGGCCCAUGCCCCUCGACAGUGUUGGUCCUGUGAUAGCUGGAGUGUUCACGGCCUUGUUCAUGCUGGCGGUCCUUUUGCUGAUCUACUACUGCUGUAAACAGAACAACAAACUGGGCCAACUCAAGCCCUUAGCCCUCCCUUCGAAACUGAGGCAACAGUUCAGUUGUCCCUUCAGGAUGUCUCAGAACAGUGGAACUGGCCACGCCAACCCAACGUUUAAGUUGCAGACGCCCCAGGGCAAGCGAAAGGUGACCAACACCCCCGAGACCCCACGGAAGCCCUCCCAGCCUCCUCCUCGGCCCCCUCCCGACUACCUGCACGGUGGCUCCCCACCUGCGCCAUUGCUGACACCGCUCAGCAGGACCGCCAGGAGCUCUCCGGGGGCUGGGUCUCGAGUAGAGCGGAAGGAGUCAUCCAGGGGUCCUCCUCCAAGCCGGCCUGUUCCCCCGGCCCCAAACUGCAUUCUCUCCCAGGAUUUCUCCAGGCCGCGGCCGCCACAGAAGGCCCUCCCAGCAAACCCAGUGCCCGGCCGCAAGAGCCUCCCUCGACCAGGCGGUGCCUCCAUCCUACAGCCCACUGCCACUACCCCUCUUCAGCCCCGGCCUCUGGGAGCACCUGUCCCAAAGUUUCCUGAAUACAGAUCGCAGAGGGCUGGGGGGAUGAUCGGCUCAAAGACCUAGACCCCUCUGAAGGAGCUUCUGCCUUUCCUUGAGGACUCUGAAACCCCCCCAGAGGAUCCUGGCCAUGGAGUCUGGAACAAGCAUGUCUGGCCGCCUCCAAGUCCUUCCUCCUCUCUUUCCCUCCUCCCAGAACCACUGCAUCUCCGGAAAUCUCCUUCUUGACUCGGUGCCUCCUUGGCUUCCUGGGAGGCCCAGAGAGACUACUAUCCGAUGGCAUCAAAGCGUUGUUUUGUGCAAUAUACUGCCCUGGGGAAGGGAGGAGAGAGCACAGAAGAGGAUAAAUGGUGGCUUCUUCUCCAACCUCCCUCCUGCUGGCCCGUCACCUCAGAGGUGCCAGUGGGGAUGGUCUGGGCUGUCGGAGCUGGUAAGCCCAGCUGGGAAAGGUCCUGUUCAGCCCUUCGGCCCAGGGCUUGGGUUGGAGAAGCCAUCCAUCCACGUCCUAUGUCUCAGAGCUUUCCACGGCUUCUGUCUUCCUUGAAAGUCCCAAGCUAGACAGAGGCCAGAUGCUUACUCAUCCCUUUUAGCUCUGAGAUUGAGAGAGGUCAAACCAGCUUCCACCGCGGCCCUGCCCAGGGCUUGGCUGAGGUCACCACUCCUGGGUCUGUGCCACAUGUGACCAAGAGAAGUUCCCUCUCCUCCCCCUCUCCCCGAAAGCCCCACCUCCCCUUACUUACACGGGUCCCCCUGACUCUGACAGGUACUACUUGUGGGCAGUGUAGACAGCAGAGGGAGCACCAGGCUUGGACCUCCUCUGAGCCAACGCCAAAGGUUGUGGCUCUCAACUCGGAAUCAUUCUUGGUUGCCUUUUCUUUUCUUCUCUUUCCAAGUGCUCGGCACUUUUGAUUUCUCCUUCAGAGAUUUCUUCCCCGCCCUGACCUACCUGAUGUGUGGUGAGUGGGCGUUCAGCACUUCAGCCUCUUGGAGACCUGGUGCUCGCGACCUACAAGCGAGGAGCCUGCUUCAAGAGUUGGCCACUGGAUUUGCCAUGUGGUUCUAAGAGUGUCUCAAGAGCGUCGAAGCUUUAUUUGCCGUUGUGUUUUGUGGCCUCGGCAGGGUGAAGGUCUUACCUUCUACUCCCUGAUGGAAAUCGAAGGUAGGUCCUCAGGGAUGGAUGGCAGCAAAGGGGCCAUGCCCCAGCCUGUCCCUAGGCCUGGUCAUUUAUUUGAGGCUUGAUCAUUGCCCUCUGAGCAGAGAGCUGACCUGUCUCUAGAGAUCUGUAGAGAAGCAGCCAACUGUCUUGAUGGAACAGAAUCGGAGCUGGGAACACCAGGAUUUUUAUCAUCCACUUCCUUGUGUUCUUUCCUCUGGUCACUGCCCUUAUCUGACCUUUACAGGAAGAACUUGGAGCAGCUGUGGAAAUGGCACUCCAAUGGGUACUACCCGCCCCCCACCAACCGCCCCCAGCCCCGGCGCAGGGAAGGAAGGCUAUGUGGUGCUCUGCUAAAGUGGACGACUCGUCACUGGAGAUGUUCUCUGGUGACGGUUUCCCACCCCCAGAAGGGUGCUGUGCUGUCCCCACCUCCUGCAGUGAGCCGUUGUUCACUCUUGAAAACCUCAAUGCAAGGAAGAAGCUUGAGCUUUCACUCCCAACCACCAACCCAGGGCCCCCUUACAGUUCUCUGCAUACAACAGGUGCUCAAUAGAUGUUCUCGGGUUUUAGACUAGUGGGAGAUUUGGCAUACGCACCUGGGAACACACAUGGGGUGGAUUUAGAAAGAUCUCAGGAAAAUGAGGUUCUUUUCCCUCAGGUAGACUGUUACUCAUGCCUCUGUCUCCCAGACUUGGGCCCUGGUUGAUCCCCAGAGCUAGUUUCCACCUUCCUUGCUGCCUGAUUAGGUCAGGGGACAGCCUUCUGUGUAAUUGUGUAACUUCAAACGCCCCAGGCCUCAGGGUUGGGGCCCUCAAAAGUAAAGGUGAAAACACCUUGGCAAAAAAAAAAAAAUCAGACUUCUACCCACCUGCAUGCCUCCCAGACGUUCCUGUGGUAUGUCCAGCUUUUCUCCCAGACACGAGGAGGUCGAAGGCUCUGAAGUGAAAAUGCCACAGCCACUGUGGCUGCAUGAGCCUUUCGAACCUGAAAUCCACCCUCCCUGCAUCCAUACCGGAAAGAGCCCUGGGUUGUAUGUUAUUGUUUUUCUGUUUUUGUCUUCUGUUAUUUUAAUACCACCUCCACCCGUAAAACUGUACUGUGAACUGGAAGAAGGUUGAAUUUUUAAAAUUUGAUGAAGACUUUUGGCAGCGGGCUCUAAUUACAGUUUCACUUCUGGCUGUGUUCAGGGACUAGGAGUCGCCAUUUUGGCGGAGGCUGGGGAGGCUGCCCGGAGCAAGAGCGGCCCUUGCGAGGUCCUUUUGCCCUCCUGUGCCCGAGUGCUGCUUUGAGGUGACAAAUGAAAGCAAAUACAGCCUUAAGAGGGGCUUUAUUGGAAAGGCUUACUGCAAGGAGGGGAAAGGGAACUUGUGAUCCGGGCAUGGGCUCUAGCAGUAGGGAGACUGCUCAAGGGAGUUCCUGCAAGAUCCCACGAGCAUCUCAAAGCUCAGAAUGAAGGGGCCUUUUCUCUGAUCGCUGGAGUAGACUUGGCCAGAGAGAACCUCAGUGGGGCCGUCCUUGUCAAGCUCAGCCUCCCCGGGAAGGGGCUGCUGUGUGUUUGGUGCUGGCUCAGACCUGAGUGUGGGUCCAAGUUCAUGUGGGGAGAAGAGGAGCCCAACUAAAGUCUGGUGGAGUCUGCCCUUUGUUCAGAUGGAGCUGGAUAGAAAUCUUUUUAAACACUAACUUAGCCUGCCAGUUUUACAAUGGAAAUGUUUUCCUUAAGAACUGGGGAGCCGUCUCUGAGAUGUAAACCUCAAGGGGCUAGCACUCCUGCUCCCUGUCUCUGGGGGAUUUUAUCCCAUGUGCCUGGCUCCAAGUUGUAACUACCUACUUGCCAUUCAUUCUUUUUAGCCUCGUUGACUUUUCCCUAAAAGGCCCUUUUCUGCCCCAGCUCUGAGAUGCUUGCAGAUCUUACAGGAUUGGGGGAGCCCCUUCUCCCCACUGCAGUAGCCCCUUGCUGUCUCUUGCAAUAGUCCUUUUGAAUAAAACCUCCCCUCGCCUAUGUCCAAAUUUGUUCUUAUUUGGCAAAGGGUAUGGAAGACUUGCAUAUUUCACACUGGGGACCAGUUCUAAAGUCAUGAUUGUGUUAAAUAUGUGUAUAACAGCUCUGCUGGGCACCCAAGGGAAUGCCAACUGGAAAGGUGCCCCAUCCCUAGGGAAGCUUGCUAAGAGGGGUUCUGUAGAAUCCAAGCCAGUGUCCCCAAAGCCACCCUUCUGUGCAGCCUCUCACACCAUCCACUGUGUGUACGUAUGUGUCUGGGAUCUAGGGCAAUGUGAAUUUUCUUUUUAUUUGGAGAUCGUUCACGAAAAACAGAUCCUUUUCUCUCUUGUCCGCCUAUUAAUUGUUUACAAUAUUUGUACAUCUAUGCAAAAUACUUGAAUGGGCCAUGGUGCCUUUUUUCCUUGUUUGUAUUUAAUUAAAGUAAAUUGUCAUUUGAAAUGC